AUGCAAUCGGACAAUGGAAAGCUUUUCAUCGGAGGAAUAUCGUGGGACACCAAUGAGGAACGCCUCAAGGAGUAUUUCAGCAGCUUCGGUGAAGUGAUCGAGGCUGUGAUCUUGAAAGAUCGCACCACGGGCCGUGCACGUGGCUUCGGCUUCGUAGUGUUUGCCGAUCCCGCCGUUGCUGAGAUUGUCAUAACCGAGAAGCACAACAUCGAUGGGAGAUUGGUUGAAGCGAAGAAAGCUGUUCCGAGAGAUGACCAGAACAUGGUAAAUAGAAGCAACAGCAGUAGCAUCCAAGGCUCUCCGGGCGGUCCAGGUCGGACGAGGAAGAUAUUCGUCGGAGGAUUGCCUUCUUCCGUCACAGAGAGCGACUUCAAGACGUAUUUCGAGCAGUUCGGGACGACGACGGACGUGGUCGUCAUGUAUGACCACAACACGCAGAGGCCUAGAGGUUUCGGAUUCAUAACUUAUGACUCCGAAGAAGCAGUUGAGAAAGUGCUGCUCAAGACGUUCCAUGAACUUAACGGUAAAAUGGUUGAGGUUAAGCGAGCUGUGCCAAAGGAGUUGUCUCCAGGUCCAAGUCGAAGCCCGCUUGGUGCAGGUUACAGCUAUGGAGUCAAUAGGGUUAACAACCUCUUGAAUGGAUAUGCUCAAGGGUUUAAUCCUGCUGCAGUUGGAGGCUAUGGGCUUAGGAUGGAUGGCCGGUUCAGUCCGGUUGGUGCUGGGAGGAGCGGGUUUGCGAACUUCGGUUCUGGCUAUGGGAUGAAUGUGAACUUUGAGCAGGGACUGCCCACAGGGUUCACUGGAGGGACGAAUUUUAAUGGGAACGUUGACUAUGGGCGAGGAAUGAGUCCUUACUAUAUUGGCAACACAAACCGGUUUGCUCCUGCGGUUGGUUAUGAAGGAGGCAAUGGAGGAGGAGGAGGGAACUCGUCCUUCUUCAGCUCGGUUACAAGGAACCUAUGGGGAAACAACGGAGGUCUUAACUAUAACAACAACAACAACACUGCGAACUCGAAUUCCAAUGCUUACAUGGGAGGAGGAUCAACGAGUGGGAACAACACACUUAGCGGUCCAUUUGGCAAUUCAGGAGUCAAUUGGGGUGCUCCUGGAGGAGGAGGGAACAAUGCUGUUAGUAACGAGAACAUGAAGUUUGGUUAUGGAGGAAACGGUGAAUCUGGUUUUGGGUUGGGAGGAGCAGGUGGAUAUGCAGCGAGAAACACAGGGGGUGGCAAGGCAGCACCAUCAUCUUCAUUCUCUUCUGCCUCAGCAACCAACAACAACACUGGUUAUGAUGCAGCAGGACUUGCAGAGUUUUACGGGAAUGGUGCAGUCUAUAGUGAUCCAACAUGGAGAUCACCAACUCCUGAGGCAGAAGGACCUGCUUCUUUUAGCUAUGGGAUUGGAGGAGGAGGUCCUUCUUCGGAUGUUUCAGCUAGAAGUUCAUCUCCAGGUUAUGUUGGCAGUUACAGUGUGAACAAGAGACAACCAAACAGAGGCGAGCCAUCACGGUGA
Messenger RNA from Microthlaspi erraticum, 1512 nucleotides. The record is from the annotation of a GenBank genome assembly. NCBI's taxonomy places the organism in Eukaryota, Viridiplantae, Streptophyta, Magnoliopsida, Brassicales, Brassicaceae.